Elgaria multicarinata webbii is the source of this 2492-nucleotide messenger RNA. It is a transcript of the gene INTS11, whose product is annotated as integrator complex subunit 11. Gene Ontology annotation, molecular function: RNA endonuclease activity. Gene Ontology annotation, cellular component: nucleus. The record is from RefSeq and is a predicted model, not a curated record. Lineage: Eukaryota; Metazoa; Chordata; Lepidosauria; Squamata; Anguidae. Gene Ontology annotation, biological process: snRNA processing. The transcript is spliced from 19 exons. The coding region runs from base 558 to 2360 and encodes 600 amino acids.
CAGGGCGCUAGCUUGUUGGUUGUCUGGUCUUUCUUGAGAAAUAAAUGUUGGGUUGCAUCCGCCGAAGGUCUGCGAGUCUGAUUCCACCCUGAAGGAUAAAAUUGGCACAGUCCUCCAGGGGAACGAACCUCUUUCUGCCAUUUAGGCAACCAUUUUGGCGAAGCCAAGCCAGGAGCCUGUCCUGGACCACCUGCACUCUCAAGAAUGUCUGAUUCUGUGCUCGGAAGUGAUCACCGGGUCCAUUUGGAGCCGCCGGCCAGUCUUGCGGACGUGAGAGAAGCCAGAGGCUAAGGGACGGGUGCUCCGGAAAAGGGAGAAUCAGACCAGACCUAGCGGACCAGGGAGCCGUCGGAUGCGACUGGCUGGAUUUCGCGCAAGUUGCCGGAAACGAAGUGCGACUCUUCUGCGCAUGCGUGUUUUGAACCUGGUGGCGCCGGGAGACAGGACGAGCUUCCGGAUGAAACACUUCAAGUCCAACGUCUUCCGGGCACCUUUAUGGGGCCUCUGAAACAGCCCCCUGUGCAGCUGGACUUCCAAGACUUCCUGGCUAUUUAGACAUGCCUGAAAUAAAAGUCACUCCCUUGGGAGCCGGCCAAGAUGUGGGCCGGAGCUGCAUCCUGGUGUCCAUCGCAGGGAAGAACGUCAUGUUGGAUUGCGGGAUGCAUAUGGGUUAUAAUGAUGACAGGCGCUUUCCUGACUUCUCAUACAUCACUCAGAACGGGAGGCUGACCGACUUCCUGGACUGUGUCAUCAUCAGUCACUUCCACUUGGACCACUGCGGGGGCCUUCCAUACUUCAGCGAGAUGGUCGGCUACGAUGGGCCCAUUUACAUGACCCACCCCACCAAGGCCAUCUGCCCCAUCCUCUUGGAGGACUUCCGGAAAAUCACCGUGGAUAAGAAAGGGGAGACCAACUUCUUCACCUCCCAGAUGAUCAAAGAUUGUAUGAAGAAAGUCGUAGCCGUCCAUCUUCAUCAGACAGUCCAGGUGGACGAGGAGCUGGAGAUCAAGGCCUACUAUGCGGGCCACGUCCUUGGGGCUGCCAUGUUCCAGAUUAAAGUUGGCUGCGAGUCUGUGGUUUAUACUGGUGAUUACAACAUGACUCCCGACAGGCAUUUAGGAGCUGCCUGGAUUGACAAAUGCCGCCCGGAUCUGCUCAUAUCCGAGUCCACCUACGCCACGACCAUUCGAGACUCCAAGCGCUGCCGUGAGAGGGACUUCUUGAAGAAAGUCCACGAAGCCAUCGAACGGGGAGGGAAGGUCCUUAUCCCGGUAUUUGCUCUGGGACGUGCUCAGGAGCUCUGCAUUUUACUGGAGACCUUCUGGGAACGGAUGAACCUGAAGGCUCCCAUCUACUUCUCGACGGGCCUGACGGAGAAGGCCAACCACUACUACAAGCUCUUCAUCACCUGGACCAACCAGAAGAUCCGGAAGACCUUUGUCCAGAGGAACAUGUUUGAGUUCAAACACAUCAAGGCCUUUGACCGGGCCUUCACCGACAACCCAGGGCCGAUGGUUGUAUUUGCCACACCGGGGAUGCUUCACGCGGGACAGUCCCUCCAGAUCUUCAAGAAAUGGGCCGGCAACGAGAAGAACAUGGUGAUCAUGCCGGGGUACUGCGUGCAAGGCACCGUGGGCCAUAAAAUCUUGGGCGGACAGCGGAAGCUGGAAAUGGAAGGGCGACAAAUUCUUGAAGUGAAGAUGCAAGUGGAAUAUAUGUCCUUCAGCGCCCACGCUGAUGCCAAGGGGAUCAUGCAGCUCAUUCGCCAGGCCGAGCCACGCAACGUCCUCCUCGUUCACGGCGAGGCCAAGAAGAUGGAGUUCCUCAAGCAGAAGAUCGAGCAGGAAUUCCACGUGAACUGCCACAUGCCUGCCAACGGAGAAACGGUGGCCGUUCUCACCAACCCCAACAUUCCCGUCGACGUUUCGCUCGGACUGCUGAAGAGAGAACUCUCAGCCGGCCCCUUGCCAGACACGAAGAAGCCCAAGCUGAUGCACGGAACCCUGAUCAUCAAGGACAACAACUUCCGCCUGGUCUCGCCCGAGCAGGCCCUCAAGGAGCUGGGCUUGGGGGAACACCAGCUGCGCUUCACGUGCCGGAUCCAUUUCCAAGACCCCCGCAAAGAGCACGAGACGGGGCUGUGCGUUUACAACCACCUCAAAGGUGUCUUGAAGGAUUAUUCUGUCCAGCACCUCUCUGACUCCUCCAUCAUGGUGGAAUCCAUCCUGAUCCAAGUCACUGUGCAGUCCGAAGACCCAGCUACAAAACUUCUGCUGGUGUCAUGGACAUACCAGGAUGAAGAAAUGGGUAGCUACGUUACUGCCUUGUUGAAGAAGGCACUGCCCCAAAUCACCGCGUAAGCCCUGGGCAUCUUUUGAAGCUGCUGGAAGUUGGCAAACCUCAAAAAAUAUAAAGAACUAUGUAAAUACGUAAGUUGUGGACAGUGGUGUGUUUGUGUGUGUUUAAGUAAAGGAUUUUUAGUUUCAAUAUUA